AACAGUAUUUCAUCAUCACUCGUCACCUUUGGUGAGGUGAAAGGGAAAAUUCCCUUCACUUGUAUAUAAAUACGAGAGGAGAGUGCACAAAUCAGUACUGACAAAGCAACAGCUGGGAUCUAAUACAAAGACCUCAUCCACAACUUCUUAUCUCCCAAAAGAAUCAAAGCAAAUUAAAAGAUGGAAUCAAAAAUGAUGUACCAUGCCGGCCAUUUGCCUUCUCCGGUGAACCUGGAGAUUUCCCAUCAUCCUCUGAGCAUGAGACGAGUGGUGAACGUGGUCAUCGCCAUGGAGCACAUGAAAAACAGUGUGGCCCAGUCCCUCCUGAGCCCCGGCUUUGGAGAUGAGAAUCUGCUCAGCAACUUGUUUGAGAACAUGAUAGAAGAGAGGAUUGUGUCAGAGGUGGUAGAACCUAAGUUCACCAGAGUUGGAGAGCAUUAUUGCAGUGUGACUGACAACCAAAAAAGGGUCUUGGUCCAAGAGAGCCUAAAGCUGCAUGCUGUCAUUCUGCAGGGAGGCAGUGUGAGACGCCAAGUUCAACUGAACCUGUCGACAUAUCGACCCCCAGUACCCAGCGCUGAGGAAAGACCAGUGGCCCUGGGCAUAAGAGACACAGACUACUACCUGUCCUGUCACAAGGAGGGCACUGAGCCAAGUCUGCACUUGGAGACUGUGGCAGACAAAGGCGUGCUCCAAAACAUCAUCUCUGGGAGUGAAAUGACGCGUUUCAUUUUUUACAAACACGACACUGGUCUGAACCUGAGCUCUCUACGCUCUGCUCGCUUCCCUGAGUGGUACAUCAGCACCGCAGAGAUGGACCAUCAGCCCAUCCAGAUGCGUGCACAGGCCACCAGCUACAGCACCUUCUCCUUCCAGAGCCAGAAUUAGACCCUCUCUGUUCUCUCACUGAAGCACUACUGCUGGAAAAAGUACCUCAAAAUAUCUCGCUCCAGCUUUAAUAUAUUGAACAACCAGGCGUAGCUCCCACAUGCCUUUCUUCCAUGAAUAAACAAAAGCAUAAUACAAAAUGAUAUAGAACAACUUGACAAACCUGAUGCGAUGUGCAGUCGUUUCAUAAGCGGAUUGUAAUGUGAUAGCGCUCUGAAGGGGAAGCGAUUUAGCACAGAGAGCAAAGCAAGGGGGUGCAGCUGUGAUUGUUUUUAGAUGUGCUUUAAAAAUUAAUUUGACUUGACUUGAA
Molecule: messenger RNA, 1198 nt
Organism: Periophthalmus magnuspinnatus
Lineage: Eukaryota; Metazoa; Chordata; Actinopteri; Gobiiformes; Gobiidae
Product: interleukin-1 beta-like
Exons: 5
Coding region: 181-888 (235 amino acids)
Biological process (GO): cellular response to lipopolysaccharide; positive regulation of gene expression; cytokine-mediated signaling pathway
Molecular function (GO): cytokine activity
Source: RefSeq, a predicted model, not a curated record